ACUUGUUGUGUUUGAUUUUAUUACAGAUUGUAAAUAAGCGAGAGAGAGAGACGAAGAAGAAGACAGUGUGUGGUGCAAUUCCAAGAAUUUGAAAAUUUCAGUAAAAUCAUUACCAUUACGCAAAAAAAGUGCUUUAAAAGUGUAUAAAUUGAGAAAAAUCUAAGAUGAAAUACACAUAUUUUUGAUUUGUGAAGAAAAUGAGGUGAAAAUCGAUGUGGAAAUUUAGCGUGGAGGGAAUAAAAUUCGAUUUCCUUAGAAAGGUCAAUUUCUGAGAAAACGAAUUUCCGAGAAUUCGAAUUGAUCUGCGUUGUUGUACGUUUUGUUGUGUGUACAUGAACGCGCUAGAAGGACGCAGUGUCGCAGUGUAGAUCGCAUACAUUAGUGAAACCAAGAAGGUACGUGUGUAGUCGUAAUACAAGUGCAAGAAGGUACUGCAAAGCCUGCAUAUUUCCGCGAAUGGGACAAUUUGCUGCCGCUGCAAUAAAACUGCAAACGGAUAACUAAAUUUGGUGGCUUUUCUGGAACCAAACAUUUUGUCAAUAUACACAUUAGAUAUUUGUACUAUUUAUACAGCAUGGUUAAAUUAUUGCGCUACGUUAGCAUUUCAGCAAUAGUGCUGUGGUUAGCACAAUUUGCUGUUGCCUUCCGUGAUGAUGAUGUGGGAGAGACGAUACCGGCGCAUGUUGAGAUGAAUGUGGGCGACAGUGUAAAUAUAUCAUGUCUUAUAAAUCCUACAAGAUUCUAUGGCGAAAAUCCUUGUGAAAUGUAUUUCAUAAACGAAUUGACAAGGCAACGUGUGCCUGACGAGGAUAUUCUGGUAAUGAACUCUACCUACAUUGUGUACAUGCUGCGCAAUGCACCUGAACAAUCAUCAAGGUUCCUAUGUAAAUGUGAUAAGGAUGCGAUCAUGGAAUCCUACGUUUACGUGGGUACUGCACCAAGCGGUGUAUCACAGUUCGAUUGCCGCAGUUACGAUUUCGAAUAUAUGGUUUGUAACUUUUCACAACCAGAAAACCCGGUGCUUACUCAGUACAAUCUGACCUAUUAUAUAAAUUCGCCAGAUUAUGAAACGCCCGCUUAUUGUAAUUUUGACAUGAAACCGUUGGUGGUGUGUAAUAUAACCGCGGAACAUUCGUAUCGCCCUCAAGUCGAAGAGUAUCACUUUAAAGUGCAUAGCAGCAAUGCAUUGGGCAGUUAUAAGCAAGAAUUCGCUAUAAAUAAUUUGAACGUAAUGGUGCCAGCGCGACCAGGUGAUGAUUUUCAUAUAAUUAAAUUAACCACAGAUAGCAUGGAAGCCAUGUGGAGCAUGCCUAAAUACGACUCGUAUACACCAAACAAGCACAGGGGAUUACAAUGGGAAGUACUCUUACAACCAGACGGAUUUCCAGUGCGCAACUCGAGUGCGCAGGUGCGAGUGGCACGCGUGGAACGCGGUUGCAAGCUGUUGCUGAAUGAGCUACCUUACGCCUACUACUGGUAUGAGUUGCGCUUACGCGUUAAGGUGCGAGCCGCUGCCGCUAGUGAAGACAUGUGGAGUCCAACAUUCAAGUAUCGUUUCCGUACGCAACCGCGUACGCCAGAUCGUCCGCCACGUACAGAUAAUGGUGGCUUCUAUGUAAAUCCAUUGGGAACCGAAGUACGUCUGUAUUGGGAACAAUUGGAAAAGUGGGAGGAGAAUGGUGAUAAUUUUACUUAUGUGAUACGAGGAAUCGAAAAGCACAAAAACGGCCGAACGCGAGCAUUACUGCCGCGACAGCAAGAAUCCAGUUUUGCUGUUUUCGAAUGGCGCAAUGAUUUGCAUUAUACAUUCGAGAUCAGUAGUCGUAAUCAUAUGGGAGAAUCAUCCUCAUCCAAUCGCAUUACAAUAUAUCCGCUAACAAGUCGAUCAGCCAAGCAGCACACCCCGUACUCCAUACAUAAUGUCUAUCAUCAGACAAAUCGCUCGUAUACGUUGACCUGGCUGCCACCCAGUUUGCGUGCGGACUUGCAGAAUUACACUGUGUAUUGGUGUUAUUCUAAGCUGGCGAUGCCAACAGAUUGCAGAGGUUCUAUACAUUUUCGUCAUGUAAGUCGUGAAACCCAGCGUUUUGCUACGGAGCCUCAAGUGGCCGAGCAUGACCAUUCGCUAACGCUAGCCGUCUCGGCCAAUUAUCUAGACUACAACACCGGCAUGCACUGGACAUCGUGUAGCGUCGAUGUCAAUGCUGACUUUGAGCCAAUGGAACCGGAGGUGCAGUCGAUUUCUGCCACGGAAUUGAGAGUACAAUGGAGUUCGAAAACUGUUUGUCCUUCAAUUUUAAAUGGUUACAAUCUAACCUAUUGUGAGGUGGAAAAUACCCACGACACCGACAGCAUUACACCGCCUAGCCUUGGUAGUGGAUUGUUUGAGUCGUUUACUAGCGGCAAGACUGUGCCUACCGAAAAAGCUGCUUGUAAAGGUCUAUCCACUACCAUCACCAUCGAUAAGAACUUGAAUAAAUGUAAUAUCAGUGGUUUGAAACCAUAUACGCUGUAUCGCAUGGAGAUGUUUAUGUUCUCGAAUAUUAAGGUUGGCAAGCCAAGUGAGCCGUUAUUGGUGCGUACUUUCGAGUCAGCACCGACACCACCGCGUCAACUGCAUUUAUCGGAAUUGACGGAUUCGAGCGCCAGAAUUAGUUGGUAUCCGCCUAGUCAAACUAACGGACAUAUACGUCAGUAUAUUGUGAAACUAAAUAAUAAAGAAUUUGCGGUUAAUGCUACAGCUUUCGAUGGGGAUAAUGAAAUCAGUUUCGUAUUGCAAAAUCUCACCAGUUUCACGCCAUAUAAAGCAUUCGUUAUUGCGGUCACAAGGUACAAUUCGGAUCACAGCAAUGAUAUUCAUUUUACGACGUAUAUGAGCGCGCCCUCCAAGCUGGGCAACUUCGAAUUGAUUAACAAGAAUAACGUGGAAGUGGAACUUAAAUGGGCACCUCCCAGUGUACCUGGUGGGCGUCUAGAUUAUUACGAGGUUGCCGUUACGCAACUGCGUGGAGAUUACGUGGAACGUCGACGGAUUAGCGUUGUCUUCGGUACCCGUUGUGUGUUGCGUGUGCCGACCUGUCCCGAUCGCGAUUACCAAACCAAAGUGGAGGUGCGAGCAAUCAAUGCGGCUUUGAUUGCCAAUAAUGAAGCAAAUCAAUUGGACAUUGUACAACAUGAAAUUCGUGACAAAUUCGAUCACGAUGUUCUCAACUAUGAAGACAACGACGAUUUGGUUUGUAAAGGUGCUGUUGAUAUAGGAACUAGAGACCGCCAAAAUGCCCAACUGAUGCGUUAUCACAAUAAAGAUAUGUACCUGCUAUACAAAUCCGAUUGGUACCCGCUUACAAGUUUUGGUUGUGCACAACGGCAGCUGGGUAAAAUUACAGCUAUUACAUUGAUGGUUGUGUGUACGUCAAUAUUGCUGAUGGCGGUCAUGUUCUUUGCUACGAAAAAGUGGAAAAUGAUGAGCGAUAUUCAGUGUACGCUACCCGCAGCUUUGGAUGCAUACCUCACGAAGGAACUUAAUACCGGCACAGGUGGCUUUGGUGGUGCGAUGAUCAAUCGUGAGGUGGGCGGAGUUUUCGUUAAUGAUCUCCUGUCCUCAGCAGUAAUGGGCAAUGGCAGCAAUGAACGACUGCACAAUGAGGAGCAUCAUUUGUUGGGAGCGCUUAAAAACGAUUCUGGUUACAUUGGUGAUGGUCUGAUAUUCGGCCGGAGCAUUAGCGCUGUGGCUACGUCGGAGUCGACGAACAAUGACGGCAGUGAAGAAGAUCUAACCCGUCGUGGACGCGAAUACUUAAACUCUGAAAGCUCUGCGGACUCGCUGAUAGGCAGUACGAAUAGCAAUGGAGGCGCUUAUGGCGAAGGGGAGACGCAAAAUGCGGCACUAAAUGCGGUGGCACUAAAACGCAUUGCAGAGGAGCCGUCGGGGUAUGUACAGGCACCCCAUGUCCAAGCCGCUGCUAUGAGCGGUUAUGUCACGGCGACCGAUUUGAAUGCUUGGACGCAGCCAAAAGCCAAUGCAGAAGCAAUAACAGCACAUACAAAUGGAGUAGGCGCUGGUACGAGUGGCUACAUACAGGCUGCUGUUGUGGCAGCUGCUGGGGCACAGCCAAAGAAUUCAGUAGCACCCGCGCUUGAAGCUGAAACAGCUGCAUUCAGUGGUUAUAUCACGCAAACUGAUUUAACGGCUUGGGCACAACCAAACCAGCCCGUCACUGCGGCAGCAAAUACAGUUUUGCAUGCUUGCCACAGUGGUUACAUUAAAGCCUCCGAUGUUAAUAAACCCCAUGCAUGGUCUCAACCACCGACGGUGCGCGCAAGCAAACUGGAUUUGGGCAUUAAUAGUGAUUAUAUCAAAGUAAGCGAUUUAUCUGCCACCAAUGUCGCUAGACCAAAGCAGCAGCAGCAGCAGCUGCAGCAACAACAACAACAACAACAGAAACCGGUGACUGUAGCGCCCAUCAACAGUGGCUACGUAACAGUCGAUAGUCUCACAGCGAUUGGAUCAAAGGCACCAACACAAACACCAGUAAUGCCCAGUGUCAGCACCACCAAUAACGCCAACCAACCGCAAGCACCACCGUCAGCAAAUGCCAACCAGUCCACCAGCUGUUACGUCCAGCCAAGCGCUUUACAACAAAUGCUAUUCUCACCACCAUCUGCAGCUGACCCAAAGGCCAUCAACUCUCCGUUGGUCAACACAAAUUUCAGCGGCUAUACGACACUUGAUGCGCUGGGCAAACUACUGCCACCACAAGGCGCACCCCUUAUGAAUUCGCCGCCCGCACAGACGGGUGGUAAACCUGGUCUCAUCGGCUAUGUAACGCAGCGCGAAAUGAAUGAAUUUGGGCAGCAGCAGCAACAACAUAUGCAGUAGUUAGCAAGGCAGCGCGAAUAUAAGGAAAGUAAAGAAGAAUGAGUAAUGUUGUGGAAUAUUUUAAAAUUUAGUUUUCUUUUGGGAAGUGAAUCAGCGCAAAGCAAAAAAGUUAGCUGCUAAGGAAGGUGGUAAAGUGGCUUUGAAACUGUUCAAAUUCACUUUCGCUUUCCUAGGCAAAUUAAACCUCCGAAUGCUAGGUUUGCGUAAACAAAUUUAAUUACAAACUUUCAAAAUACUUAUAUAUUUCUUUAAAGGCUAAAUGCAUACGCAAUAGUAUUAAUAUUUGAGGUAAUGAUUUAUUAUUUGUAAUAUUUAUCGAUAAGUUUUUUAAUUAUCAUUUUAAUGUUAGUUUUAAAACGAUUUUAAAUGCAUGUUAUUGUAUUGAUUUCAAUAAUUUUAUGAGCUGUAAUAUUUUUUGAAUAUUAGCUAAAAUUAAUUCGAUUUUAUAAAUUUUACGUUUUUAAGUAAUUUAAUGCGUUUUAUAUCAUUUAUCCGUCGAAAAGUUUUAAGCACACUGAGUUGUGACAGAAAUUGCGGCUUUAGUUAAACGUUGCCUUCGGUAACUAUUCAACUUAGAAUUCUUACUUUGUACAAUAAGUGACUUAAAGUCAAGAUCUUUUACAUACUUUACUUUUAGGUCUUUAAUUUUCUUGGAAAUAAAUAUUUUUCGCCUAUAUAAUUACAAGUUUUUAUUGUAGUUGCUCCACUGUGCUGCUAGAAUUUCACUAGAUUUUCAUUCACUUAUUAACAAAACAAAAAAAAAGGAUUUUAUAGGUUUAGGUAACAAAUGAGAUUAACAUGGCAUUGCUGCACACGUACAAACAUGCAAAUAAAGUGCUUCAGAAGGGUGAAUUUAAAUUAAAAAAAAAUUAUGCAAAUACAAACUUCAAGAGAAGCUUAACAAACUAAAUACCAUAACAAGAUAAUUCAAAUUAAUUAUAAGGUAAAAACAGAAUUGUAUUAAUCAGUAAAGUGAAGCAUAAUUAUGUAAAUGCUAGUUUGUAAUGUCAAAUUUAUUUAUUUGCAUGUUUAUGCGCUAAAUUCUUUAUUUAUUUUCAAUGUUAUAAUGAGAAGUGAAAUUGACUAAAGAAAGCUUUAUUUAGCUUGCAGGAUUUUUUUAAUAACUUACCAUAUAUUUUAAAAAAAAUCUAUACUGAUAUAAUAGAUACAACAACAAUAAUUUCAUUAUUUUCUCAUUAUGCUGAAAGGAAAUAAAUUGAACUUGUAAGUUAAAAUAAAUCAAGAGAAAAUAUUACAAAAUGACAUAUAACCGAUUUUUUUUUUUAUUGUGCAUGUGCAUAUACAUAUAUCAAUAUUUUAUUGCUUGGGAAAACAUUGUAAAAAUGUAUUACGUCUCAGUUGUAAAAAUAUCAUGAAUCCGAAACUAUAAAAAUUGUGCUAGUUUUUAUAAGAAAAAAAAAAAUAUAUACAUAUAUUCCAAUCGGCUGAGCAACUAAUUUUAUAAUGAAAAAUAUGUUAUUUAAAUCGUUUGCGCAAAGAGCUAUAAAAUAAAUUAAUUUCAGCUGACAUUGCUCCUACACAAAGGCUUCAAAAGUUUGAAAUUAUUUUCGAUCAUAAAACUUGCAAUAUAAAAUACAUUUUAAUGGGAAAUGUAAAACAAAAAAAAAAAAAAAGAAAAA
Messenger RNA from Anastrepha obliqua, 6519 nucleotides. Its product is annotated as cytokine receptor-like. NCBI's taxonomy places the organism in Eukaryota, Metazoa, Arthropoda, Insecta, Diptera, Tephritidae. The transcript has 4 exons. The coding region runs from base 575 to 4879 and encodes 1434 amino acids. Gene Ontology annotation, molecular function: protein binding. The record is from RefSeq and is a predicted model, not a curated record.